Lathyrus sativus (Indian pea) is the source of this 1320-nucleotide messenger RNA. The record is from the annotation of a GenBank genome assembly. Lineage: Eukaryota; Viridiplantae; Streptophyta; Magnoliopsida; Fabales; Fabaceae.
AUGGAGGUGAUUCUAAAGGAGAAGGAGGCUGAUGAUUGGGUUUACAGAGGCGAAGGAGCUGCUAAUCUUGUUCUCUCUUACAUUGGAUCAUCUCCUACAUUUAUUGGGAAAGUGAUGCGUAUACGGAAAGCUUCAAGGAGUGAUCCACCGACAGAGAGUUCAACCAGCCCUUCUGCUUUGACGGCUCAUGAACGGUAUCUCUGGAAAGAUGUUGACGAAGGCAUUUCUUCUUCUGACAACGAAAUUGCAAGCCAACUAUUUGUUCUUCAUGUUAUGAAGCGGUUGCUUGGUUCCAAAUUUGUUGAUGCUGGUAUGCAUGUCCAAGUCUCGAGAGGAUUUUUUGAAUCGGUUGAAAAGAAUGUUAUUCGUCAACGUCCUGCUUGGAGAGUUGAUACUGCCCAGGUCGACAUGCGUUGUGAUUAUGUGCUUGUCAUGUCAGAUCAUUCACUCUUUGACCAUGGUAAUCCAGAAUCUAGUCCCUGCAUAUCUGUUGAGAUAAAGCCCAAAUGUGGAUUUCUUCCUGUUUCAAGAUUUGUAUCUGAAGAAACUGCUAUCAAAAAGAGGGUAACUCGCUUUGAAAUGCACCAAGCCCUGAAAUUGAAUCAAGGAGAGAUAUCACUGCCAAGUGAAUACAAUCCACUUGAUCUGUUCUCUGGAUCUAAGGAAAGAAUUCAUAAAGCUAUCAAGGAUCUCUUUACUACGCCUCAAAACAAUUUCCGUGUAUUUAUGAAUGGGUCUAUCAUAUUUGGCGGACUAGGAGGUGGUGCAGAAGAUACAAAUUUGAGUAUUGCAAAAGCCUUUGAAACUGCACUUAAGUCCAUCAUUCAAGCUGAUGAUGGUUUAUGUACCGAGAACUUCCUCACUCUUGUUGCCGAAGCUGCCCAUAAAUCAGGAGCCCUUGAUCGGCUCUUGGAGGUUCAAAAGCUUGAUGAUGUUGACAUAGAAGGAGCUAUACAUGCUUAUUAUGAUAUUACUCGUCAACAGUGCAUGGUGUGCACGGAGUUGAAUGAAGAUCAAAUGAAAACAUAUACCCCUUUGCAUUCAGCUUCGUUGGAUGAAAGCUUGAGAAUUGUAAAGGACUACUUGAUAGCAGCAACUUCAAAAGACUGCAGUCUGAUGAUAUGUUUUAGACCAAGCAAAGAGGUGAAUUUGGGAUCCGUAUGGAGUAACGUAUAUCUUGAGUCAACUAAGCAAACAUUUGAUUUCAAGGUGCAUUUUAUCGACCUGGAUUUGAAGCGAAUGAGUAAAAUGGAAGAAUAUUAUGAAUUAGACAAGAAGAUAGUAAGCUGCUACAGAAAAAUGAUCAAGUUAGCGAAAUGA